This is a messenger RNA of Prosopis cineraria, 576 nucleotides long. RefSeq lists its product as uncharacterized. Lineage: Eukaryota; Viridiplantae; Streptophyta; Magnoliopsida; Fabales; Fabaceae. The record is from RefSeq and is a predicted model, not a curated record. The transcript is spliced from 4 exons. Bases 1 to 576 code for a protein of 191 amino acids.
AUGGCGAACCUGACGAGCAGCUCGCAGCUUUGCAUCAGAAUAGUUCUUGCGUUCCUGCAGUUCCUUUCAACUGUUCAAAGUGCGAACAAAGAAGAGAAAGAGCGCAUUAAAAGUGUGGCGAAAAAUCUGAGAUUGAUUUUCAAGAUAAAUGAAGAAAAGGUGGAAGAUGAUGAGAAAAUAAGCAAACCUGGGAUUCUUGUAACUUUAUUUAGAACUCCUCAAGACGAUACUGAUCAAGAACUUGAGGAAUCUGAUGAUGAACCUUCUUGUAGCUCCACUACUGCACCUACCGCUAAACGCACUAGUUCAUCUUCUUCUAAAGGAAGUGCCGUGGCCGCAUGUCGGAACAUGGUGAGCUUCCAGAAGGAAUUCAAACAGAUAGUGCUCAAAUAUGGAGGUCUCGACUCUCUGCUUGGUCAUGCCAACCCCAAAAAGAGAAUCAAUGCUAUUAUCGGCAAAAUUUUCAACCAAGCUCUUGGGGUGAUUAGCCAAGAAGGGCAUUCCAGAUCACUUAACAUGAAGGACGUCGCUGAGGCCCUGAAAAAACUGGGUACGAAAUCUGAUUCACAUUUUUGA